Trichechus manatus latirostris (Florida manatee) is the source of this 1394-nucleotide messenger RNA. RefSeq names its product sprouty related EVH1 domain containing 3 (gene SPRED3). Gene Ontology annotation, biological process: negative regulation of MAPK cascade; multicellular organism development. NCBI's taxonomy places the organism in Eukaryota, Metazoa, Chordata, Mammalia, Sirenia, Trichechidae. The coding region runs from base 110 to 1306 and encodes 398 amino acids. Gene Ontology annotation, cellular component: membrane. The record is from RefSeq and is a predicted model, not a curated record. The transcript has 5 exons. Gene Ontology annotation, molecular function: protein kinase binding.
GAGGGCUGGGGUGGCACUGAAUGGGGGAGCAGGACUUGGGCUCACUGAUGAUGUUUUCUCUGUCCCCCCACCUCCUCCAGGUACAUGGUGCGGGGUCCGAGCCGUGGUGAUGGCCCGAGAUGACUCCAGUGGGGGCUGGCUGCCUGUGGGGGGCGGGGGCCUCAGCCAGGUGAGCGUAUGUCGGGUCCGAGGGGCCAGGCCCGAGGGGGGGGCCCGCCAGGGGCACUACGUCAUCCACGGGGAGCGCCUCCGGGACCAGAAAACCACUCUGGAGUGCGCCCUGAGGCCGGGCUUGGUUUACAACAAGGUGAACCCCAUCUUCCACCACUGGAGCCUGGGUGACUGCAAGUUUGGGCUGACAUUUCAGAGUCCUGCAGAGGCCGAUGAGUUCCAGAAGAGUCUGCUGGCCGCACUGGGUCAAGGCUCGCUCACUCCCUCCUCUUCCUCCUCCUCCUCCUCCUCCCCUUCCCAGGACACAGCUGAGACCCCCUGCCCCCUGACGUCCCACGUGGACAGCGACUCCUCCUCCAGUCACAGCCGCCAGGAGACGCCUCCUGCCCUGGCGGUCCCCAUCGUCACCAUGGAGUCAGCUUCUGGCUUCGGGCCCGCCACACCCCCCGAGCGCCGUUCCUCGGCUCAGAGCUACCCUCCACUCCUACCGUUCACAGGGAUUCCGGAGUCCUUAGAGCCCCUGGCCGACCCCGGGGGCCCAGGCUGGGGCGGCCGAGGCUACGAGGAUUACCGGCGCACAGGGCCGCCCCCGCCCCUCGCCCUGUCCACCUGUGUGGUCCGCUUUGCCAAGACCGGCGCGUUGAGGGGGGCAGCCCUGGGGUCCCCCGCGGCACUACCCGCCGCUCUCACGGAGGCUGCGCCCCCAGCGCCCCCAGCACGCCCACCUCCGGGUCCGGGCCCCGCCCCUGUGCCUGCCAAGGCCUCCCCAGAGGCGGAGGAAGCCGCGCGCUGUGUGCACUGCCGCGCGCUCUUCCGCCGCCGGGCUGAUGGGCGUGGCGGCCGCUGCGCCGAGGCCCCGGACCCGGGCCGCCUCCUGGUGCGCCGUCUCAGCUGCCUGUGGUGCGCCGAGAGCUUGCUGUACCACUGCCUGUCAGACGCCGAGGGCGACUUCUCGGACCCAUGCGCCUGCGAACCGGGCCAUCCGCGCCCCGCCGCGCGCUGGGCCGCGCUGGCUGCCCUCUCCCUCGCCGUGCCCUGCCUCUGCUGCUACGCACCCCUCCGCGCAUGCCACUGGGUCGCUGCGCGUUGCGGCUGUGCCGGCUGCGGGGGUCGCCACGAGGAGGCGGCGCGGUGAGGACGGCCUGGCGGGUCCCCUGUAGCCGGACCAAGGACCCAAAAUUGAGGGUCCAGGACACCGGACUCCAUUCGGACCUAAAACUCAA